Messenger RNA from Bipolaris oryzae ATCC 44560, 1428 nucleotides. RefSeq lists its product as uncharacterized. NCBI's taxonomy places the organism in Eukaryota, Fungi, Ascomycota, Dothideomycetes, Pleosporales, Pleosporaceae. The record is from RefSeq and is a predicted model, not a curated record. Gene Ontology annotation, molecular function: FAD binding; oxidoreductase activity. Bases 1 to 1428 code for a protein of 475 amino acids. The transcript has 5 exons.
AUGGGCUCAAACCUGUAUAGCUUUGACUACCCUUCGCUCAAGGAGCUACUCAAAGAUACAAAUGCCGAGGUUCUGCUUCCCGGUGACGGGCCGGCAUACGAGAAGAGCAUUGAAAGAUGGAGUGAACAUUGCAUCAAGAGAGCUGCAGCCGUUGUGCUCGUCACCUCACCCAACGACGUCUCCGCAACCCUCGCCCAGAUCCGCCAACACAGCAUCCCCUUCACCGUCCGAGGCGGCGGACACUCUACUUCUGGCGCCGCUUCAAUCGAAGACGGAAUCGUGAUUGAUCUCUCUAAGAUGCGCAAAGUGAUUGUAGACCCUCAAGCCAAGACUGUCACGGUCGAGGGAGGAGCCCUCUGGGAAGAUGUCGAUGUUGAGGCUGCAAAGUACGGUCUCGCAACUGUCGGAGGUACUGUUAAUCAUACUGGUGUGGCUGGCCUAACGCUUGGUGGCGGGUAUGGGUAUCUUACCGGGAAGUAUGGGUUGACGAUUGACAACCUUAUCUCCGUCGAGAUUGUCCUCGCUUCUGGAGAACAACUCACUGCAUCCGCAACCUCAAACGAAGAUCUCUUCUGGGCCGUACGCGGGGCAGGCCAGAAUUUUGGGGUAACAACAUCAUUCACCUUCCAAGCCUAUGAUCAAAAGAACGAAGUCUUUGCCGGACCCCUCGUAUUCCCACCAGACAAGAUUCCGCAGCUUGUCGCAUUCGCAAACAAGUUCCACGAAACGAACGAUGGGAAUCAGGCCAUGAUGAUGGGGUUCUCGGCGCCUCCGCCUGCAAAUUCACCUGUUGCUCUCUGCCAGCUCUUCUACAACGGUCCGCAAGACGAGGCAAAAGCAUUUUUCGCCGACCUUUUUGCGCUCGGUCCCAUCGCAGACAUGACAUCCAUGAUUCCCUACCAAAAGCUAAACAGCCUGCUCAACCCCACGGCAGGCUUCGACGGACGCAAACAAUUUGGUGGAGGCGCUUUCAAACUUCCCUUGAACCCAGAAUUCGUUGUGCAGCUGCAUGCGGAGUUCAAUGCGUUUGUCGCAUCGCACGAACGGACGAAUGAGAGUCUUCUGAUGUUCGAGAUUAUUCCUUACAAGAAGGUGAUAGAGGUGCCGAAUGACCAGAUGUCGUUUUCGAAUCGGGGAGAUUAUUACAAUGUUGCUACGGUUUUCAAAUGGUUCGAUCCAGCACUCGACGCCGAAGUCCGUACAUUCUCUCGAAAUCUCCUGAAGAAGGCCUCCGAAACUGCCGCGGAUCGUUCGAAAGACGGAGGAGUCGGCCAGUAUGGCAACUAUGCAAAUGCCGAUGUGGAAGCAAACGAGAUAUUUGGUGAGAAUGUGAAACGACUUGAAGGAUUGAAACACAAAUAUGACCCGGAUAAUCUGUUUAGUCAUGGAACGAGAUUGACGCCGCGACCUCUAGUAGUCGUAAACUAA